This is a messenger RNA of Scomber scombrus (Atlantic mackerel), 342 nucleotides long. Its product is annotated as vesicle-fusing ATPase-like. Gene Ontology annotation, molecular function: ATP hydrolysis activity. NCBI's taxonomy places the organism in Eukaryota, Metazoa, Chordata, Actinopteri, Scombriformes, Scombridae. The record is from RefSeq and is a predicted model, not a curated record. Gene Ontology annotation, cellular component: Golgi stack. Gene Ontology annotation, biological process: Golgi to plasma membrane protein transport; SNARE complex disassembly; intra-Golgi vesicle-mediated transport.
GCGGAACGUAACUUGCUGAGUUGCACUUGAACCGACACACACACAUAAACACACACACAUUACACACACAAAUAGAUAUAUAAACACACACACAACACCACACAAGGAUGGCCGCUCGGACUAUGCAUGUGGCUCGAUGCCCGACGGACGAACUGUCGCUGACCAACUGUGCCGUCAUCAACGAGAAGGAGCCACAGUUUGAGAAACAUGUGACUGUGCGCAAUUCAAACCACAAGUUUGUCUUCACCUUAAAGACGCAUCCCAGUGUGAACCUCGGGACCAUCGCCUUCAGUCUGCCACAGAGAAAAUGGGCGGGCCUAUCCAUCGGACAGGAAGUUGAAG